Molecule: messenger RNA, 526 nt
Organism: Myiozetetes cayanensis
Lineage: Eukaryota; Metazoa; Chordata; Aves; Passeriformes; Tyrannidae
Product: transforming growth factor beta regulator 1-like
Exons: 3
Coding region: 32-526 (164 amino acids)
Source: RefSeq, a predicted model, not a curated record
CCUUCGCUCACUUCCGGUCCCGGUCCCGGCGAUGCCGCGGGCGCGCCCGGCCGAGCGGUACCGGCAGCAGUACCGGCGCCUGCGCCGCGCCGCUCGCGCGCUGGUGCUGGAGAACGGCGCCCUGUGCGACGAGGUGGCCCGGCUGGAGGCCAAGUGGCUGCGGGCGCGCCACGAGCGCCGCUUCCUCCUGGCCCGCCUGCUCCGGCUCCGCGCCCUCCACGCCCGCGCAGACCCCGGGACGAGCCCCCCAACCCCGGGGGGCCGGGCAGGGACCCCCCGGCCGAGGGGCCGCGGCGCAGGCAGGGGCGGGGCAGCAAGGGGGAGGGGCGAGGGCAGGAGGAUGCCCCCCGAGGAGGAGGAGGAGGAGGAAGAGGAGGAAGAGGAGGACGAUGACAAUGAGGACGAGGAGGAGGAGGACGAUGAGGACGAGGAAGAGGAGGAGGAAGGAGGAGGAGGAGGAGGAGCCGCCCCGGCUUUCGGCUACGCCGACAUCUUCCUGGGCAGCCCCGCGGGCUCUGAUGAGUGA